Molecule: messenger RNA, 4312 nt
Organism: Sarcophilus harrisii (Tasmanian devil)
Lineage: Eukaryota; Metazoa; Chordata; Mammalia; Dasyuromorphia; Dasyuridae
Product: zinc finger protein 420-like
Exons: 5
Coding region: 403-1893 (496 amino acids)
Biological process (GO): negative regulation of transcription by RNA polymerase II
Molecular function (GO): DNA-binding transcription repressor activity, RNA polymerase II-specific
Source: RefSeq, a predicted model, not a curated record
UUCCCAGGAGCUGAGACCUCCCUGCCUCCUUCCCAGGAGCUGAGACCUCCCUGCCUCCUUCCCAGGAGCUGAGACCUGCCUGCCUCCUUCCCAGGAGCUGAGACCUCCCUGCCUCCUUCCCCGGAGCUACGACCUCCCUGCCUCCUUCCCCGGAGCUACAACCUCUGUGCUUUCCUUCAGAUCUCUGGGCCUCCUUCCCUGGAUCUGAGAUUUCUGGGAGCUAGCUCUGCAGGUGCAAGUCCCAGCCCUGCUCCUCCCUGCUGCCUCCCUCCCUCUCUUUGUGACUGCUGUGGAGCCUCACCCUUGAUAAAGCCCCUCAGCCCAGCCUCCUGCCCCAGAAAGACAAGGAAAAGUUGUUCAGAGGACAAGGUCUGCCCCAGGAGGGAGCCGGAGCCGGAGGGGAUGGCCGGUGGCAGCCACCCCCCCCCUCAGGAGUUGGUGACUUUCCAGGAUGUGGACGUGGACUUCACCCCAGAGGAGUGGGGCCUUUUGGACCCUUCUCAGAAGGAGCUGUACAAAGAGGUCAUGCUGGAGAAUGCUUGGAACCUGCUGUCUAUGGGCUUGCCAGCUCCCAGAGACGUGAUUUCUCAUCUUGAGCAAAGGGAAGCACAGGGGAUGCUGGAGCAGGAAGUCCUGAGGAGCUGCUGCCCAGAUAUAAAAACUAUUGGAACAUCCACAAGAAUCCUGUAUCUACAUACUGGAGAGAAACCUUACAAAUGUAAUCAGUGUGAAAAAGCCUACAAAAAGAAGGCUUUUCUUAUUGUACAUCAGAGAAUCCACACUGGAGAGAAACCUUACGAAUGUGAUCAGUGUGGAAAGGCUUACAGACAGAAAGCUUAUCUUGUGAGACAUCAGGGAAGCCACACUGGAGAGAAACCUUAUAAAUGUGAUCAGUGUGGAAAGGCUUACAGACAGAAAGCUUAUCUUACGAUACAUCAGAGAAUCCACACUGGAGAGAAACCUUAUGAAUGUGAUCAAUGUGGAAAGUCUUACAGACAGAAAGCUUAUCUUACGAUACAUCAGAGAAUCCAUACUGGAGAGAAACCUUAUGAAUGUGAUCAGUGUGGAAAGGCUUACAGACAGAAAGCUUAUCUUAUGAAACAUCAGAGAAUCCACACUGGAGAGAAACCUUAUGAAUGUGAUCAGUGUAGAAAGGCUUACACACAGAAAGCUUAUCUUAUUAUACAUCAGAGAAUCCACACUGGAGAAAAACCUUAUGAAUGUGAUCAGUGUGGAAAGGCUUACAGACAGAAAGCUUAUCUUAUGAUACAUCAGAGAAUCCACACUGGAGAGAAACCUUAUGAAUGUGAUCAGUGUGGAAAGACUUUCAGAACCAACUCACACUUUAUUGUACAUCAGGGAGUCCACACUGAAGUGAAACAAUAUAAAUGUAAUGAAUGUGGAAAGGCGUACAAAAACAACCAUGGUUUAGUUGUACAUCAGAGAAUCCACACUGGGGAGAAACCUUAUGAAUGCCAUCAUUGUGGAAAGUCUUUUAGAUACAGCUUCAGUCUUACUGUACAUCUGAGAAUCCACACUGGAGAGAAACCUUAUCAGUGUCAUGAAUGUGGAAAGGCUUACAAACAGAAGACUCGUCUUACUGUACAUCAGAGAAUCCACACUGGAGAGAAACCUUAUCAGUGUCAAGAAUGUGGAAAGACUUUUAGAAAAAACAAUAAUUUUGUUAAACAUCAGAGAGUUCACACUGGAGAGAAACCAUAUGAAUGUGAUCGGUGUGGAAAGGCUUACAAACAGAAGUCUUGUCUUCGUAUACAUCAGAGAAUUCACACUGGUGAGAAACCUUAUGAGUGUGAUCAGUGUGGAAAGGCUUUCAGACAGAAAGCUUAUCUUAUGAUACAUCAGAGAAUCCACACUGGAGAGAAAACUUAUUAAUACAAUCAACAUGGAAAGGCUUUCAUAUGAAAACUGAGUCUUGCUGUAUGUACAUCAGGGAAUCCACACCGGAGAGAAACAUUGUAAAUGUAAUGAAUGUGGAAAGGGCUGUUUAAAAAAACCACGAUUUAGUUGCAUAUCAGAAACCUUGUGAGUGUGAUCAAUGUGCAACAGUAUAACAAAAUUUUUGACCAUCAGAAAAUCCCAGCUGGAGAGAAACCUUUGGAAUAUUAUUCGAUAUGGAAAUGCUUCUAGAGAUCCCUCUGAUAUCUUCUUUAAAGAACCCACACUAAAGAAGAGUCUAGAUUGUGGUAGGGUUUUUUACAUGCUCUCUUCCCCAAUGUAAAAUAAAAGAAUCCAUACCAGAGGACAAACAUUAAUGUAGCCACAUGGAAAAGCAUUUAGACUAAAAUCAUCGCUUAUUUCCCAUCAGAGAAGAGGAAGUAAAAGGACUUAGAAACUAUAUCCCUGUAACAAAUGUGGAAAGGGAAUACAGAGUAGAAUACAGAGCUUGUUAAAUAUCGGGGAUAUUCAUUUUGUGAACAUGCCCUGCCUGGACUCAACAUGGGAAGAUCUUCAGUCACAGACCAUCUCUUACUUUAUAUCAGAGACUCUCAGUGGAGGAAAGACUUUGGAAUCUGCUGAAUGGUGACCCACCUUCCCCUACAAAAUGGAGGUCAUUAGACACAAUGUACUUCUGUGUACAAUGGAAAAAUCUUCAUGUAGAUAAAACUUAUGCACUAAUUAGAGAACAGGUUUUUAUGCACAGGACAGAUUUCAAUAGAAACCAUACAUUUCAUACAUGCUUCAAGCCAUGAAAAUGGGCAGUAUUUCUCAGAAAUCUUAAAAGUUUUUACUUCUGGGAUUCAAGAGCGCAGAAUUAACAGGAAAUUGCCCAGACUCUCCCAUAUUCACCUCUAAACAAUUGUAAAAUUAUGCCCCCAAAUGAAUUCUGGAAUUGUAGAACCAGUAAAAAAAGAAAGGCUCAGACAAAUCUUUUAGCCCAAAGAAAGUCAGAAAGUUGUCAGGUAAGGUCUCCCAAAUGUCUACAAAAGGAGAGUGUGGUCCAGGACAGAAAGCAAUGCAAGAAGCCAGUAGCAUCCUCUGCUUCAGCAAAACAGCAAGAUACCAUAAGUCCCAAUACAAUGCCUGACAAGCAGGCAAACAACAUUGGACCCCACUACAUACCUCAGUGCAGCUCCAGUGAACAGGCAGAGACCAGCCAGGAACUCCUUUUCUCCAUGUGCCUUACCUGCCAAAUUUCCAAGGUGAUCUCCCCACCUCUUGAUAUGUGGCAAAGUACCAGCCACUCACCUCCCUCUCCUGGACAGCCAUAGCAAGGAUCCCACACUCUUGGUACAGCACAGGGGUCUCCCACGUGCCUCAGUAUAUUGCCAGGUAAUACGGUGGGAUUUGUAUUAUUUUGUUCAGAUUUGCUCUUACAGAAUGACACGCCCACAUGGAAAUACAAAUAAUGCAUUUUAAUAUCAGCAAAUAAUAGGAGUGCAAGUAGUAUUGCAGCAACAAUAUCCAACAUAUUGGAUGAUUAUACACAGGAAAGCCAAAGAAAGUAAAAGAGGGGAAAUCCAUCCCUGGUUUGUGGGAGGACAAACUUGUGAUUGUUUGGGCUGGAGAAUCCAGAUCAGAGUCUUGAUCAGAAUGAACCUAGCAGAGUGUCUUCUCAAACUGUGAAAUUGGUGAAAUUGUCUCCCAGUGGUUUAAAUGAUUUGAGAACAAAGAAAGCUUUGGCCAAUCUCCAAUUUCCUCCUGCACUUUCCCAGAGCAUUAGCCAAUUUCAUCCGGAAAUGUGUGGGAGUAUUAUGGAGACCUCAGAACUGGUUAGGUUCUCCCAGGGGUAAGACUUCAUUUAUUACAACCUUGUGCAUCUGGCCAUGAUCUAUCUGUUCUUAGGCUCUCAAGAUGAAUGAGUAUUCAGACAUAAGGUGGGGGUCGGGGGGGGAGGGGAAGGAGUAAGCUACAAAUCAUCCAGGCUUCAAGACACUAGUCUGAGCCUACAACAUGGAGGAUCUUUAUUAUUCAGUUAUUAACCUGUCAUUCCACCUUAAGAUGAGAAACGUUUAGGGUAUAGGCUGUUAACACUUUAGAGGACACGCUGGUAUAUGUCAUAUUUUGCACCACAGUAGGUACACAUGAAUAGUAACAGUAUAGUAGAUAAUAAAAUAGGGUUGGCUAAAAUAGAAAAAUAUUUUUGGUUGGUUAUUGAUUUAAAGAAAAAAUGUCAAUGAUGAUUAGUACUGAAAAUAGCCAAAUGUGAGGUUUCAGUUAUUUUUUUUUUUUUUGGUAACUAUAUGAAUUUGUAUUCGAUGUUCAUUGACUGCUCUCUGAUUCUUUUCCAAUAAUUGCUUCAUUAUUAAAGAAGAAUUUAAUGUAGCUACCAAAGGUCCAAGAGAUACAUAAG